This is a messenger RNA of Plectropomus leopardus (leopard coralgrouper), 2307 nucleotides long. RefSeq names its product cell division cycle 50 P4-ATPase accessory subunit Aa (gene cdc50aa). Gene Ontology annotation, cellular component: endoplasmic reticulum; Golgi apparatus; plasma membrane. Lineage: Eukaryota; Metazoa; Chordata; Actinopteri; Perciformes; Serranidae. Gene Ontology annotation, biological process: phospholipid translocation. The record is from RefSeq and is a predicted model, not a curated record.
UUCCCUUGGAUGAGAUUAACGAGGCGGACAAAAAUCAACACUACUAUGAGUAGAUAUUCGGAUUAGAUAGAGGGUAAAUUCCCCUCAGUUGAUAGUUUUACGCUUUCCUUUAACGCGUCGUCUCGUUUUUUACCGUGUGUGAUUGACUAGGAGCUGGCGACUGUCAACUGAAGUUGAUUAUUUUUGCCCGAAGCGGAUUGCAGCCAUGAUGGCGUCAAGCUACAACGCUAAGGAAGAGGACGGACACCACUCCGGUGCUGCGAACCAUGGAGGCGCCGGGGUUGUGAAAAGUAAAAAGCCGGACAACACCGCUUUCAAACAGCAAAGGCUACCAGCCUGGCAGCCCAUCCUUACAGCUGGCACCGUGCUGCCUGCUUUCUUCGUUAUCGGUCUCAUCUUCAUCCCCAUCGGCAUCGGCCUGUAUGUCACGUCAAACAACAUCAAAGAGUUCGAGAUUGAUUACACAGGUGUAGAUGUGAACAAUCCAUGUUACAACUGUGCCAAGAACUUCAGCUGGAACAGCACAACACCAUGCCUCUGCUCUGUGCCCUUCACUCUGGAGCAGCCAUUUGAGAGCAAUGUCUUUAUGUACUACGGGUUAUCCAACUUCUAUCAGAACCACAGACGCUAUGUGAAGUCCAGGGAUGACAGCCAACUGAAUGGUGACAAGUCUGCUUUAACGAACCCCAGCAAGGAAUGCGAACCGUACCGUACAAGUGAAGGGCAGGCCAUUGCUCCAUGUGGGGCCAUAGCUAACAGCCUUUUCAAUGACACUCUGGAGCUCUAUCAUAUCGAUUCCAAUGGCACCAGAAAUGCAAUUCCUCUGGUAAAGAAGGGAAUCGCGUGGUGGACAGACAAGCAUGUGAAAUUCAGGAACCCUGGCGGAAACAACAACCUUACGUUAGCUUUCCAAGGCACAAGUAAGCCGGUGAACUGGAGGAAGCCAGUGUUCGAGUUGGACCCAUCAGAUCCUGAGAACAAUGGCUUUAUCAAUGAGGACUUCAUUGUGUGGAUGCGCACAGCUGCGUUGCCCACCUUUCGCAAACUCUAUCGCAUCAUCCAGAAGAAGUCUAGCAUGACUCCGACUCUACCCAGUGGCAAAUACAUCCUGGACAUCACUUACAAUUACCCUGUGCUCAGCUUUGAUGGCCGCAAGCGAAUGAUCCUGAGCACCAUCUCCUGGAUGGGAGGGAAGAACCCCUUCCUUGGCAUCGCCUACAUCACUGUGGGCUCCAUCUGCUUCUUCCUGGGUGUGGUUCUGCUCAUCAUCCACCAUAAAUAUGACAACCGCAACAGCAGCGCAGAUAUUCCAAACUAAAUGGUUGCUCUAUCACGUUUUGCUGUCUAUGCAUGCAUGGGUGACCCUAAAGGGUCCAUUCUGGACUGCUUGUUGACUUUAGCGUGAAUACACUGUUCUCUGUAUUGUUGUGUGUUUGUGUAAAGACAGCAUUGUCUUAAGUGUCUCAUCAAAAGCUGUGUUUUUGAGAAGGGCAACUAAGGCAAAAGAAGGAAGCUAGAGUCUGUCUCUCUGCAUAUAGCUUCAAGUUGGCUGCUGAGAAUGUCAUUUGUCAUUGUCUUCAAAAAAUGUAUUUAUCUUCUAUUUAUCUAUACAUGAUCAAAGUAUCUGUUUUUAUUUUAGCAGUGCUUUGCGAAUGGCUUAAUUGUUGAAGGAUGUGUGUGUUUGUAUUGCAAGUUUUUGUCCCAUAUUAUGUACUGUAAUAUGUCCUGCUGAAGAAUGUACAAUUAUAUUUCAUUGACAUACCUCCGUGAUUUUUGAGAUUACCUUGAAUAUAGUAUGGGAAAAUUGUUGCUGGUGUGCUGUUAAUUAUGGCAAGCAAUGACAUUUAACAAGAAGUAUUUCAUCCUCAAAGAGUCAAUGAAUACUUACUGCAAGAAGUACCAGAAGUGUGGUUAUCUACCCUCAGCUGUGACUUGUUGUAUACAGAGACUGAGCUCGUCAAGGCAUCUUUUUAAUACUAUAAUCUGAUGCUUACUAAUGAUGUAAACUAUCCUUUACCACUAUAUCCAUUAUCCAUAAUUCUAAGACUCUGGGCAGCGUCUCAGGCUGAUUAGAGCACAAAAAUUAUUUUAUAGUUCAGCCUGAGUGUUAGAUUAUCUCCUGUUCUUUAAUGCUGACCAAAUUACAUGCACUUUAAUAGUGUCACAUUUGUUAGUUUCCCCCCCUUGAUUCACUCCAUCUGUUAUAAUGAUUCGUUUCUGGUUUAUUAAUUGAGUAAAUUGUUUAAAUUUGAAAUUUAUGGGUUUUAUAAGGUUUGUAGGGUCCAAUUAAACAACUUGGUGAAUGUA